GACCCCCCCACCUCCUGCCGACGGAGCGAUCACGUUUCCCAGCGCGGGGCAACCCGGCGCUGAUUGCUCGGAGCGCGCCUGGCUUGGGACGCGAUUGGUCGCUCGGGCGCUUUCACGUGAAAAAGACAGCGCCGCGUUUGAUAAGCGGACGGAGCGGGCUGGAGGGGUAGUUUCGUCUGCAAGCGAGGAGCCGUAGCAGAGCAGACGGAGGGAGGCUGGACGGGCAGCGAAAAAGGAACAGCCUCAACGAGGGAGCGUGCCUUUUUCUUCUUCUUCGCUAAGCGCCCGGAGAAGCAGCUGAUUGCUUUCCAAGUUGCGCGCGUUUACGAUUUGCUGCAGUUUUAGGCUCUUCUCGCCGAUUCUAUGUAACGUUACUGUACCAGGUAAGCCCAGCGAGAGAGCUGCAACUAAGAAAGGGUUGAGGGCGUUUUGCAGCUGAGGGGACAAUGCCGCCGAAUAAAAGUGGGGCGGUCGAAACGGCGGCCGCAGCCGGGUGGCUUUGCAGCUGAACUCGGUGAGUCUGGCUCCUGCAGCGGAUGACGGGGGCGCUUAUAAUUUUUGCUCCGUCAUGCCGAGUGAAGGGGACGGAGUUGCAUCGGCAGGUCAGCCUCUGCGAAGUAUUUGGGAGCCGUGGCACGGGCAGAGGUUGCAUUCUGACGAAGCUUUUUUUUCCUGGAACGCCCCUCAAGUUGGUGCAUCGCGUUUGGGGCCAGAAAAGAAUGAUACAAGUCUUGGACCCAAGACCUUUGCCCAGUUCCAUCAUGCCUGUAGAUGUAGCCAUGAGAAUAUGUUUAGCCCAUUCACCACCCUUGAAGAGUUUUCUGAACCCACUGGAUGAAUAUCAAAGAAGAAACUUUGUGGAUCGUUUAAAGCCUCUGAGAUCAUGCCUCAAUGUGAAACGUGACACUGAGCACCAGAAUAGUGACUGGAAGCACUCGGCUGGCCGAGCCAAGAAGAGAGUGGUUUUUGCAGACUCGAAGGGCCUUUCUCUGACCGCCAUCCAUGUCUUCUCUGAAUUCCAGGAGAAUCCAGCCUGGGAUCUCCAAUUCGAUUUGUCAGAUCUUGAAGGCAUUACAGCUGGCCUAAAACUACAUGAGGAAAAGAACUUGAUCCUUGGUUUUACUCAGCCUUCGGCUGACUACCUAGACUUUCGGAACCACUUACAGAAGAACUUUGUCUGUCUUGAAAACUGCACCCUGCAAGAAAGUACAGUAUCUGGAACUGUGAAAGUGAAGAACGUGAGUUUUGAAAAGAAGGUGAAGGUUCGAAUUACCUAUGAUUCAUGGAAAACCUAUUCUGACCAUGAUUGCAUCUACAUGAACAAUGUAUAUGGAGACUCGGACAAUGACACUUUCUCCUUUGCAAUCGAAUUGCCUCCAGCCAUUCCUACUGAGCAAAAAAUUGAAUUUUGUGUGUAUUACCAAAACGGUGACCACAUUUUUUGGGACAAUAAUGAUGGGCAAAACUAUAAGAUUGUCCAUGCAGAAUGGAAGUCUGAUGGUGUCCAAGUGGCAGCAUCACCCAAGAAAGGCUGUCUGUCUCUCAAAUCUUCAAGAAAAGUGCACGAAACAGAGUGUGAACAACUUGGCAGCCCUCGGAUAUCCAGCAGCUUCUAUCCCGAAUGGCAAAAGUGGAGCAUGGUUGAAACAUCCUCUCCAUAUUGGUGAAUGAAAUAUACCCACAGAAGCCGCUAACAUCAGUGGCUGAAUAUCACUGACCUUCAGCUUCUUAAUAUGCAGUAUAAACACACCAAUUUGGAGGGCUUGGUGACUACUUUUAAAAAAGCUGAAUUCUUACAUUUGAAAAAGAGCAAAAGUUCUAGCUAAACCUAGACUUGGGACAAUUCAAUGACAAUGUUGCCUAGCAUAAGAACAGCACGUGUGCUUCAUAUAUAUAUGACUCAGUUUCUUCCGAUCACUUGCCUGAACCUGGACAUGUAAAAGAGAUGUGUUGGGAAGAAAUAAUUUUGUGGUGACUCUUAAGAAGCUGUGAUUGUGUGGGGAAUGUUGAAUAGAUAGCCACAAAAAACCUUUGUGCCUACUUUAAGAUGCAGUGGGAACUGAGAGAGAUACUAAACUGUGAAACCUGAGACUUGAAUUGAACCUAAACAAACAUUGACCAUAACACAAUUCAGUGUUUGGGUUUUUGGCAUAGAAGUGUCUCUUUCAGCAGGAUAAAGUUGAGAAAGAAAGAUGAUGUUCUGUACUGUAGUUGAAAAGUAAAGUAUCGGGGAAUCCUACCUUUAUAUCU
This is a messenger RNA of Candoia aspera, 2250 nucleotides long. It is a transcript of the gene PPP1R3C, whose product is annotated as protein phosphatase 1 regulatory subunit 3C. NCBI's taxonomy places the organism in Eukaryota, Metazoa, Chordata, Lepidosauria, Squamata, Candoiidae. The record is from RefSeq and is a predicted model, not a curated record. The transcript has 2 exons. Gene Ontology annotation, molecular function: protein phosphatase 1 binding; glycogen binding. The coding region runs from base 537 to 1667 and encodes 376 amino acids. Gene Ontology annotation, cellular component: protein phosphatase type 1 complex. Gene Ontology annotation, biological process: regulation of glycogen biosynthetic process.